Scedosporium apiospermum is the source of this 2217-nucleotide messenger RNA. Its product is annotated as 3-deoxy-7-phosphoheptulonate synthase. The record is from RefSeq and is a predicted model, not a curated record. Gene Ontology annotation, cellular component: cytoplasm. Lineage: Eukaryota; Fungi; Ascomycota; Sordariomycetes; Microascales; Microascaceae. Gene Ontology annotation, biological process: aromatic amino acid biosynthetic process. The transcript has 8 exons. Gene Ontology annotation, molecular function: 3-deoxy-7-phosphoheptulonate synthase activity; heme binding; electron transfer activity. The coding region runs from base 1 to 2217 and encodes 738 amino acids.
AUGGCUACCUUCUUCAUUGAGAACAAGAAUGUCGGCAACCAGGCCGAGAGUGAGGACUGGAGAAUUCGUGGAUACAAUCCUCUUACUCCCCCCAACCUUCUCCAGCACGAAAUCCCCCAGACCAAAAAGUCCAAGCAGACAGUCCUCCAGGGCCGCGAGGAAUCCGUCGCCAUUGUCAAUGGCACCGAUCCCAAGGAGAGGCUCCUAGUCAUCAUCGGCCCCUGCUCGAUCCACGACCCCGCUGCCGCACUGGAAUACUGCGACAGGCUAGUAAAAGAGAAGGAGAAGCACAAGGAUGAGCUGCUAAUCGUCAUGCGCUCGUACCUCGAGAAGCCCCGGACGACGGUAGGCUGGAAGGGUCUGAUCAACGACCCGGACAUCGACAACAGCUUCAACAUCAACAAGGGCCUGCGCCUAUCGCGCCAGCUCUUCGUUGACCUCACCGAGAGGGGCAUGCCCAUUGCCAGCGAGAUGCUCGAUACCAUUUCCCCCCAGUUCCUUGCCGACGUCUUGUCGGUGGGAGCCAUUGGCGCGCGUACUACGGAAUCCCAGCUCCAUCGCGAGCUGGCCAGCGGUCUCAGUUUCCCCGUGGGUUUCAAGAACGGCACGGAUGGCUCGCUUCGAGUCGCCAUUGAUGCCAUUGGCGCCGUGAAGCACCCGCAUCACUUCCUUUCCGUUACGAAGCCUGGUGUCGUCGCCAUCGUGGGCACCGUCGGCAACGAGGAUUGCUUCUCCAUUCUAAGGGGAGGUACCAGCGGUACCAACUACGAUGCCAAGAGCAUUGCUGAUGCGAAGGCCGGUCUUGAGAAGGCGGGCCUUCGUCAGCGCCUCAUGGUUGAUUGCAGCCAUGGCAACUCUCUCAAGGACCACAGGAAUCAGCCCAAGGUUGCGGCAGUGAUUGCUGAGCAGAUAGAAAAGGGUGAGACUGGCAUUAUGGGUGUCAUGAUUGAGAGCAACAUCAAUGAAGGCAACCAGAAGGUGCCCCAGGAAGGUAAGGCUGGUCUCAAGUACGGUGUCAGUAUCACUGAUGCUUGCAUCAACUGGGAGGAUACUGUGUCUGUGCUUGAUGUUCUUGCCAAUGCCGUCAAGGCCCGCAGGAAGGUUCUCGUCAUGUUGGCCAGGACUGCCUUGCGCUCUUCGCGCAUCCUUCCCGGUGCCAGAAAUGGCGCGGCCAACGCUUCCAAGCGUGCCGCGUCGACUUCCUCAAACUCCGGUGCCUCUUCCGAUGCGUAUGCUACUCGACUAAACAUUGCGGCUAUUGCCUCGACUGCGGUGGCCGCGGGCUCUGUCGCCUGGUACUACCACCUCUAUGGAGCUGAGGCUCACGCCAGUACUCCCGCCGAGGAAGGGUUCGUCGUCUCCUGGCUCCCCCAAAAUCGUCUCACAAUGCCGGAGUUCUUGGGUUUUCCAUCCGAGGGCCAUUGUCUUGCCGACGUCGGUCUUGGAAACCCUGAAACUUUCGGAUUUACUCUCCAUCCUCCCAAGUACCCCUGGGUUCACGAGAAGAUGACCAAGACUUUCGACCACCAAGCGCUCCGCCGAGGUUUCCAGGUUUACCGAGAAGUCUGCGCUUCCUGCCACUCCCUUAGCCGUGUUCCCUACCGUGCCCUUGUCGGUACCGUCCUUACCGUCAACGAGGCCAAGGCCCUUGCUGAAGAGAACGAGUACCCCGACGAGCCUGAUGAGCAGGGCGAGAUCCCUAUGCGUCCUGGUAAGCUCUCGGAUUACAUGAUCGACCCGUACAAGAACGAGGAGGCCGCUCGAUUCGCCAACAACGGUGCUUUCCCCCCCGAUCUCAGCUUGAUCGUCAAGGCCCGUCACGGUGGCUGCAACUACAUCUUCUCUCUCCUGACCGGUUAUCCCGAUGAGCCCCCCGCGGGCGUCACCCUCGCUCCUGGCAUGAACUUCAACCCUUACUUCCCCGGCACCGGCAUUGCCAUGGCUCGUGUCCUCUACGACGGCCUCGUCGAGUACGAGGACGGCACCCCCGCCACGACGUCCCAGAUGGCCAAGGACGUUGUCGAGUUCCUCAACUGGGCCGCCGAGCCCGAGAUGGACGACCGGAAACGCAUGGGUAUCAAGGUUCUCGCCGCGACGGCCGUGCUCUUCUCCAUCAGCGUCUGGGUGAAGCGAUACAAGUGGGCCUGGCUCAAGACGAGAAAGAUUGCCUACGACCCUCCCAAGGAGACCAAGUCUACCCGUCCUUACAGGUACUAG